GAUUUUUGGAUUAAUUUUUAAUAAAUUCUAACGAAAAUAUUAAUUAUUAUUUGCUAAUAAUUUUCUUUUCAAACGACAUCUGUAGUGGGAUUAUGAGCAUUGACUUUUUUUCACAUUAGCAAUCGAUCAUUCUAAACGUUCAAAAGUUCAUACCGAUUUAAAAAGGAAAGAUGUUGGGGUGUCGAUUAGUUCGAUUUAUUAAUUGGCCACUAAAUACUCAAGAUAACGAUGCUCAGAUUAUCUAGAACACCAAGAUUAAGUAGUAAGGCGAGAGCCGAGGCGGUUUUAAGAGAAUAUCCUAAGCAGCAAUAUUAUAAAUCAUCAUUCAGUCGUUAUUUUAUGGCGUCGAAUUAUAGGGACAGAAUUAAAGUUAAUGCUCAAUUUAAUGUUGUAAAGAAGAUGAAUGUUGCUGGUAGCCUUACCGACAGUAAGGAUAUGGAACAACUGUAUCAACCAAUGUGUUGGCAAAAAAGGAUGAAAGCUACUCUUGAGAAAACCAAAAGCUCAUCAAAACCGUCUAACUUCCUAAACGCAGAUCAAGUAUUAAAAGCUAUUGAUAAAACGAAACAGACACCAAGAAACGAAAAAAUUAAUAUACUUAUAAAGAGACAGGAAGAAAUUGCGGAAGAAAGAAAAAAAAGAGUGGAAAUGAUUAGGAGUAGAAAUACGGGAAGUUCUACGACUCCCCUACCUCCGCCACCUACCGCAGCAGUCUUGAGAACUUGAAAACUUCCAAGUAACGCUAAGAAAGAUUAAAAAUGUUUAAAAAUACUAUAGCAUACUUUAAUAGGUUUAAUUAAGCAUAUUAAUAUUAAUACUCUUUAUAUCUGUAAAUAGUAUCCUUGAAUUAAUAAAUGAUAA
Molecule: messenger RNA, 861 nt
Organism: Dimorphilus gyrociliatus
Lineage: Eukaryota; Metazoa; Annelida; Polychaeta; Dinophilidae
Source: the annotation of a GenBank genome assembly